GAGGGGCGGGGCUGAGUCUACGGACCCGGGAUCUGGGGCGACUGAACGGCGACCUGACCCCGGAAGUAGGCUGAAGUACUGCGGCGGCGGGCGGCGGGCUGCGGCGGAGUCUCAGAGAGCGGUGGCAGCGGCGGGCGACUAUGUUCCACUUCUUCCGAAAGCCUCCAGAGUCCAAAAAGCCCUCUGUUCCAGAGCCAGAAGCAGAUGGAUUUGUCCUCUUAGGAGACACAGCAAGUGAAAUGAGAUGUAAAAUCUCCGAGGCAGAAGGUGGCCAGUCUUUGCAGACCGGCAAAGAAGACACAUCCAGUGAGACUGUAGCUGACUCCGAGACAGGAAAUCAGACAGGCCAGACUCUGGAGAACAACUCACAAACAGCUGAGCUCCUGAGUGACGUGCCCUUCACCUUGGCUCCACAUGUGCUGGCAGUGCAGGGCACCAUCGGCGACCUUCCUGACCACUUACUCUCAUACGAUGUCGGCGACAACUUGUCCCGAUUCUGGUAUGAUUUCACUCUUGAAAAUUCAGUGCUCUGUGAUUCAUAGUCUUUGUGUCUAAGUGUACCUUAAGAGCUUCAAAAGAAAGAUAGUCUGCCUAUUUUAUUGAACCUGUUCGAUUUUCCUUGUCAUGUCACCCUUGAAGGCCUUGAGGCAAGCAAGGAUCAUAAAAUGAAUGAAAUAACAUCAUGUGCUUGGUUUUAUUCUUCAGAAUAAAGUGAAUUUAUGUAAAGUUGAAAUCAAUAUUUUAACAAAGGGAACUCACUUUGGAAAAAUGUAAGACUUCAGACCACCUGUGUUUCCUGCUCUGAAGGAUAGUAAUCUGUUGAGAUUACCCAGGGUGGUUUUGCCAUCUCUGAAGACACAACAGAAAGAGAAACGAGCCUGUCCCCUGGUUUCCAGGACUCUGCAACCAGAGCCGAGAGCGAGUGUGAAGGUAUUUCUGGGGUGCAGAGGAGGUCGGCAUGUCACUCACUUAACAACUCCCACAGUGUUUGGGAAUGAAGUCAGAAGAAAGCUUCCAGCUAACGUAGUUUUUCCAAUGUCAACUUAGACAAACCGAAAGGGAAAUUGGGAGCUUCUCAUAAACACCAGCCACUCGUUGCUGAUUCAAGAAUUCCAUAAAAGGGACACUGUGGUUUGCCUAGAGCUGCGUGGCCCUCUCCACCCUCCUGAAGGAUGGCUGUGUUCCCUCCUUGUUCCCUUCUGUCCCCUCUGGGUAUUCUUGGACCAGUUUCCAGAGAGCUUUCUCCACUUGUGCCUCAGUGGGUUGGCCUUCCUUACCACAUAUGUUCCCAGUCGAUGAGAUCUGCAUUUCCUUCCCACCUCCUCUGCCUCCUAAUGAAAACAUCUCGUGAUGAUACAUCUCGUGAUGAUAAGACCUGUUUAGAGAUCUGUUGGCCGCGGUUCAGAUGGCAGUGUUUUACUAUUAAACACUCGGUUUAACUGCUUUCCAAUUAGAGUGCAGGCAGACACCCAAAUAUGACUUGUACUUCUUGAAUCUCCAUUAUUUAUUCUAAAUAAAACUAAGCAGGACUGCCAUCAGUCAAUGUACUACAGUGAGAUUUGGUAAAUAGUAAUAGGGGAGUUUCUGUGCCAUGAAAAAGUUGCCAUUUCUUCUAAUUAAUUACACUUUAUUUAUUCUGUGCCAAAGUUUUAAGUACAUUUUUUCACAAAGAGAGUAUCAGGAAAACUAAACACUGUGCAGAAAAGUACAAGAAUUAAUUUUAAUUUGCUAUGCAUGUUCAUUUAAUAAAUGUGGUGUGGUCUUGAUUAAAAAAAAGAGUGUGUUAUUUAAAGUUAAAGGAACAUUUGUACUAAUAAAAAUGUACUUCAUUUACAAUUAACAUUACCAUGUGAGGUUAAUGAAUAAAUUAAAUCUUUACAUAGUUUUCAUAAACCAUCUUCAUAGGAAAUAUGCCUUAUUGACAUAAAUGUGAACAUUUUGUAGCACUUUUUGUGAAGGUACAUCCUUUUCAACCAUCCAUGUUAAUGUAUUUUCAAAACUUAAUGUAAAGAGGUAGUUCUUUUUUCGAAAAUAUGUGAAAAUUUAUAUAAUUAUACAUUUCAUUUAUAUUUAUGUCUACCAUGUUGCAAAUGUGCUUAUAAGUACUGUUUGUCUAAAAUUGUUGUAUUUUAAGAAUGUGAAUUAAAAUAAAUGUUUUGAUUGUUUUCA
Messenger RNA from Onychomys torridus (southern grasshopper mouse), 2169 nucleotides. It is a transcript of the gene Umad1, whose product is annotated as UBAP1-MVB12-associated (UMA) domain containing 1. Lineage: Eukaryota; Metazoa; Chordata; Mammalia; Rodentia; Cricetidae. The record is from RefSeq and is a predicted model, not a curated record. The coding region runs from base 141 to 542 and encodes 133 amino acids. The transcript has 4 exons.